This is a messenger RNA of Anarrhichthys ocellatus (wolf-eel), 643 nucleotides long. It is a transcript of the gene sf3b5, whose product is annotated as splicing factor 3b, subunit 5. Gene Ontology annotation, biological process: mRNA splicing, via spliceosome. The record is from RefSeq and is a predicted model, not a curated record. The coding region runs from base 155 to 415 and encodes 86 amino acids. The transcript is spliced from 2 exons. NCBI's taxonomy places the organism in Eukaryota, Metazoa, Chordata, Actinopteri, Perciformes, Anarhichadidae. Gene Ontology annotation, cellular component: U2 snRNP; precatalytic spliceosome.
CCCGGUUCGUUGUAAACGGGAAACCAACCGGAAGUCAUCGUUUCAUUGCAUUGCGACGAACCCCGAACGCACCGAAAGAUUAUUUACAUCUUCAGCCUUCGCUCUAAACUCCUCACAUUCUAUCAAAGCCUCUGGGACCCUCAUCUCAGCGAGAAUGACCGAUAGAUACAACAUCCACAGUCAACUGGAGCAUCUUCAGUCUAAGUACAUCGGUACAGGACACGCCGACACGAGCAAGUGGGAAUGGCUGGUCAACCAGCACAGAGACUCUUACUGCUCCUACAUGGGACAUUUUGACCUGCUCAACUACUUCUCCGUCGCUGAGAACGAGAGCAAAGCCAGAGUCCGCUUCAACCUGAUGGAGAAGAUGCUCCAACCAUGUGGACCCCCAUUAGACAAACCUGAUGAUGCAUAAAUUACACUGGAGUGAGCUGUGGAGGUUUUUACACGAUGUUUGUGCUUUUCUUUUUUUACUACAAAUGUUAAAGAAAGUAAAGUAAGAAACGUUCUAAACAGUUUUUAGAAGAGAUGAUGGAAAAGACGGUGGUGUACUUCCAUCUGUUGAAUAUUGUAUUGACUAAUGGAGCUGUGUUCUGUGUUGAAAUUUCUGUUUUGAUUUAAUUAAAAUUCACGUGUUACCGUU